This is a messenger RNA of Mizuhopecten yessoensis (Yesso scallop), 1701 nucleotides long. Its product is annotated as repressor of yield of DENV protein homolog. Gene Ontology annotation, biological process: innate immune response; viral translational frameshifting. Gene Ontology annotation, molecular function: sequence-specific mRNA binding; ribosome binding. The record is from RefSeq and is a predicted model, not a curated record. The transcript has 7 exons. NCBI's taxonomy places the organism in Eukaryota, Metazoa, Mollusca, Bivalvia, Pectinida, Pectinidae. The coding region runs from base 230 to 1057 and encodes 275 amino acids.
UACUACUGUCUACACACACACGUAGCUACGUACAGUCAUUAUAUGCAACCUUAAAGGUGCUGCGAUAACGGCACAUAGGACAGGAAACAAAUCCGUACGUCACACGCCUCAGUAGCCUGACUGUUAGCUCGCCAGGUACCCAGCAGUCCCCUGCUAGCUGCUCGCCAGCUACCCAGCUGUGCCCUACUAAAGUGUAGCGCUACCCAGGUACCCAGCCCUUCUAGCUAAAAUGGAGGUUGUAAGAGCUGAUGCAUCAGAGGCUGGGGCACAUGGAGCCACAGAUAGCCAAGUACAGCUGGCCAGGCGUCUCCAGGAACUGUUAACUGGGCGCUUCACAGAGGAGGAGGCUCUCCGGAUACUAGAACACAAAAACUGGGACCUCAAGGCGGCUGUUGGUUUCGUGUUUGAAAGCGAACCGCGAGAUGUGAGACAGAUAUCGGGUGCUGGACAAGGGUGGACAGAAAUUCGAGCAGAUCACAAUGUUCGGAACCUCGCCUACCACAACGACAUACCAUUCCAAGUACGACAGUUUGCGUGUGAGGAAAAUGACACUGUAUGGUGGAGAAAAGUGCCAACUCGAAAAAUGGUAUCCAAAUGCAAAAGAUGUCGGAGACGCUAUAAAGCUGUCCCUAGGGAACGGGAGUGGGGAUGGGCAAAGUUUGUGUGUAUCAGCUGUGGAAACGAGUUCAAUGGAUUCGGCCAGAUGAACAGUACGACUUCCCCCUGUUAUCCUUGUGGUAACAUCUGUCACGUGGAAGAGGUAUUCCCGCCUAAACGUCAUAAUAAUACAGGUCGGAGGUCACGACACAGGCACUCAUGUACGGCACACAACUGCUAUAACCGGACUGCGGACGCCCAGUUUAGACCCAACAGAUGCGUCCAUCCCCGAUCUCUGGCGCGUCAGGUAGUACACCCAAGCCAGCGCCAUAACAGCACGGGUUCUACUGUUGCCACAUUCCUCAGCCAGGACGACAUACAGACCUUCCAGGACUAUCAUGGGCCCCGUAACAUGGCCGACGUAUCGGAAGAAGGAAGCGACGCAUCACAUGACAGUUAGCUGUAGUAAUACUUAAGACAUCUAUAUAUGUCCUUCUCAACUUUGAUUUUCGUUUUGUUGUGACGUUAUUUCAGAAAUACAUGUUCUAUAACCUGAGUCAACACAGAUCGAAAUUCCAAAACAAGAACAGAAAUAAUGUCAUACGUUGUUUUUUACGAAAGUACUAUUAGUCAAUAUAUUAAAUGCUGCAAUUAUUUGUGAUUGUGUUAAAAACAACCUGUAUAACAGUAAACACCAUACUUCGGAAGUUUCAUAAACUUCAUAAACAUUUAGAAAAUAUACAUCGGCUAGUUGCUAAAGGGUAAAACGUACUUGAUUGAGCAGGGUACUUAGGAUGUUUAACUUAUCUUUUUGACAUAUAAUUAAGACGUCAAUGGAUGGACUUAUCGAUAACAGGAGACCUGUCCCAUUCGCCGAUAGGUGACUUCUUUGGGGGGAUAUUAUAUUGAAAUACUCGAAAAUUCUCGGAGUGUACGUUUUGCCCACAUAUUGUCGUCUUUCCUCGUGUAAAGGUUAUUUCGCUUAUUAAACUGUUAACUUAGAUGUUCAUAGUUCUCUUUACGUUAGUAUUUCUGUUUUCGUCCAAAUCAACAUUGCAGUGUGUGUAUCGCAAAUAUGUUUUCCAUAUUAAACAUAUUGCAACG